This is a messenger RNA of Pseudocercospora fijiensis CIRAD86, 2429 nucleotides long. RefSeq lists its product as uncharacterized. Gene Ontology annotation, molecular function: sucrose:proton symporter activity. Gene Ontology annotation, cellular component: membrane. The record is from RefSeq and is a predicted model, not a curated record. The coding region runs from base 1 to 1551 and encodes 516 amino acids. NCBI's taxonomy places the organism in Eukaryota, Fungi, Ascomycota, Dothideomycetes, Mycosphaerellales, Mycosphaerellaceae. The transcript is spliced from 2 exons.
AUGCGGCCUCCUUCUCAUCGAAGGGCCGUUAGUUCACAAUGCGUCCUCGAAACGCAGUGUAUCGCGGAGAAAGAUGAUUUACCAACCCCUCUACACAGGACUGACCGUCCGCUCUCAAUCGGCAGGCUUCUCAUCCUCACAUGCGGGACUGGCGGUCUACAGAUGUUCUGGUCCACCGUGAUGGCAAAUUUACCCCUAUUCUUGCACGAUCUGGGCAUCUCCAAGUCUUUUGUUUCUAUCAUUCUGGUUUCUGGACCUUUGUCGGGAUGUGUCGUUGCACCCAUUGCAGGUAUUGUGAGCGAUCGAUUGCGUUCUCGCUGGGGCCGAAGGAGGCCUUUCAUCCUGAUUGGCGCUGUUAUCACCGCCAUAGCGUUGCUGAUGCUGGCGUGGCAACGGGUCUUGCUCCGAGCGAUAGCGUGUUCCAGUGGCAGCUGUGGCGACAACGAGCUCCCAGUUCGGCACCUUAUUCAAGCUGGAGCGAUCUUGUGGACGAUUAUCAUGACUGUCUCCGUGCAGCCAUUGCAGUCUGGCGUCAGAAGCUUGAUGAUAGAACAAGCGCCGGCUCAGGAGCAAAACAGAGUGAGCGCAUGGGCGAGUCGGGUUGCUGGACUGACAGGAAUCGUCAGUCUCUGGGCCAGCUCGUUAAAUCUGCCUACAUUGCUCCACCUUGAGCAGGUUGCAACUCAGUUCCAGAUCUUGGCUUUUCUCAACUCGAUGGUCCUUGCAACAACAUCAAUUUUGAUUUGUACUUGCAUCCAAGAGCCAGACACACGACUUUCUAUUCUUCCUGCGACCAACACAGAUUCUGGAAUCUCGGUCCUGCUCCUGCAAUUUCGGGAAAGCCUACGGUCCUUACCUGAACGUAUCAAAAGCAUAUGCCUGGUACAGUUCUGUGCCUGGUUUGCCUGGUUCUCUCUUUUGUACGGAACAACAACAUAUAUUCAGGAGCUACAAAAGCCUCAACGUGCUAGAGCGAACGUGAAUCCAGGAGAUGGGGCGCAGGCCGGCUCGUUUGCCAGCAUGUGCUUCGCCGUGAUAGGGCUUGCGGCAAGUCUCGUGCUGCCAAUGACGCUAUCAUGGCGACUCAACGUACAAAAGAAGGCCCAUUCCAAUCCUCAGGGUAUUGUCGAUCAGGAGUCAAACCUGCUUCAUCAGUGUCUGACGUGGUCUCUCGGAUGGAUCGCAUUUCUCUUGCUGGCCGCUCCAAUGAUGGGCUCGCAGCUUUCUGGCACUGUACUGGUUGCAUUGUGUGGCGUUUCUUGGGCUGUAAGUCAGUGGGUGCCGUUUGCGAUCAUCGGACAGGAUGUCAAGAUUGACAGACCCGCUGCGGAACAAGACGAAGAUAAAACGGAGGGCCUUUCAAAAGCAGGAACGACGGUUGGCGUUUACGGCAUCGCUGUGUCGCUACCCCAAAUCUUGGCCGGCUUGACAAACAGUGUCGUCUACGGCGUGGCAGAAUCAAUGGGGAGCUCAGCACCGACGAGCUGGAUCCUCGCUUUGGGCGGAUGUGCCGCACUGGGUGCUGUAGGUCUAGCCAAGAGACUUCUAUGAUUGUAGAUUCCUGCGAACAGUGCAAGACACCUGGGCACUCGAAGUGAGUCAAUUCCGGGCGCAACAGCGGAGAGCGACACAUCAUCUUCUACCAUUCAAAAGGAAUUUGAGAGCCGUCUUUGUGGAGCAACAUUUACUUCACCCGGACUUUUACAAAGUUCCACGGAUGAGCGGCGUGCGCGUAACCAGGGCGAGAUGUCUUAAACCCAGCAGACGAAAUCAGCGCUAGGAAUUUGAGCACUACCAACCACGGAGGGAUAUCCUGAUCGGGAAAACAUCAGUUGAGGAUCCUUGUGCGUACUGACACGCAUGGCUGGAUUGAGCAGAACCUGGGAAUGAAAUGGUGCUUCAACAUCCGUAGUCAGGUCUGUGCUUCCAUAACCAGACUUACUCCCGAUUGAUCACAUCUCUUUGGAGACGAUGGAUGGUCAGCGUGGGCAGGCCGGCUAACAUGUGAGAGAACCAACGCUUGAUGUUUUGUGCCGGCGAGGCGAAUAGUAAGCUGAAAUCCGACACGGGAUCGCCAGACGUUGACUUUCUCUUCACGCCUCGGGGACCUGGACUGGAUCAUAUAGAGCUUUGCCUGUGAUGUUCAUCUUCACGCGAAGAUCUUCGGCACUGGGACUGCUGACGAGAUGGCGACUGUCUCUGCUGAACAUGUAAAUCAAGUUCAUCGGCGUUUGAGAGCGGACUCUGUCGAUGCCACAGAAAGAACCCAUAUGGCUCCCCAGGAUCCGAAUGGUUCGGCGUUUGCAGCAGCACCAGGCGACGAGAUCAACCAAGUCUGGAAGCACGAAUCGCUACGAAAAACGGGUCUUGGACCUGUUCUGGGUCUCGCCGAGCAUGUACCAUAAUCUCCAUUGCUUCAACUACAUCCG